AUGGAGAGAUAUGAUGAUUCUGAAAAGAAAAAGAAAAAGAAAGAAGUGAUGGACUUCCUUAAGACUGUCAUGUUAGAGACUCCAGAAGAAUACAAUAACAUGAUGAAGAGGAAAAAACGGUCUACCAUGCUGAAUCGUUUAAAUCGUUUAACGGGUGAAGGUACCUACGAAUCGUAUGACAUGCGCUGUAUGGUAACUGGCCAGUUCGCCGUCGGAAAAUCGACUCUGGUGAAGCUUUUAGUUGGGGACAUCAUUCCCAAAGGAAGACAUCCUACAGAUGGAAUCUCUCUCCUUGAAGGUCGAUGUGGUAUUGAUGUCCAGACAAGAGAAUGGGUUCUUAUAAAUCCAAAAACUUAUAAUGCAAUGGAUGUUGUAUACAAUAAGGUUUUAAUGACUUCAAGAGAAGAAAAGGACCCUCAUCCAAAAGAAAAGUUGGAACAACAACAAGCAUCCGAUACAAGUCCGUCUGGAAGUAAAGAUGAUGAAAUGGAUAAUCCAGGUGUUCUACAUCAGUCACAAGCUAUUGCAUUGCCUCUCCCAUUAAACACAUCAGUUAAUGUCUCCAACCAAUCUUCAGCAGCCAUAACGUUACCAUCUCAGGCGUCCUCCAUUGUACCUCUAUCACGACAGCAGCUGAAACAGAAAAUGAAAGCAGAGAUGACUAAAGAUGAAAUCAGAAGAAAAAUGGAAAAAGUUCUGAAAAGUGGAAAAUACAAGAUGAAAGUGGGACGACUUAUUUUCUGGGACUUUGGUGGACAGUAUGUAUAUUAUACAACACACCAGACCUUUAUGACCUACAGAGCUUUGUUUCUUGUUGUAUUUGAUGGGAGCAAAGGAUUACAUGAACAGAUUCCUGACGUCUUGUGUUUUCCAGGGCAGCAUCUGACUCCAACACCAGCAGUAUUUUUACAACAUUGGGUCAACUGUAUCCUUACCUAUUGUAAGGCAGUAUACACAGGAAUUCCAAAGAUUUUGUUUGUUGCUACCCAUAAAGACAAAGUACCUAAGGAGGAUAUUGAUACACGGCGUACAGAGUUAUAUAGUGGAGUAGAAGAGUUAUUUAAAGACCAUGAAGGACGAGCACAUCUGGUUAUCAACAACAAAAUAUUUGUUAAUGCCACAGACAACACAGAUCCAGAGAUCAUUGUCCUAAAGAAAGCAAUCACAGAUCUUACCUUUCAACAUCCAUGUUGGGGAGAGUCAAUGCCCAAUGCAUCUGUUCCCCUUGAACUUGAGAUUGCUAAUUUGGUAGCAAAAGGGAAACAAGUAUUGUCUUUGAGAGAAGUUGAAGAAUUAAAUUCCAUCAGCAAGGUGUCCGUCUUGUCAAAUGAAGAGCUGAGAAAUUUUCUACAAUUUCACCACUCACUGGGGAAAUUAGUCUAUUUUGCCACCCCACAGUUGAAAGGUUAUGUGAUCAUCAGUCCGCUGCUUUUGGUCGAAGUGAUGAGAUCCUUUGUUACAGAUAUUGCCUUCUGGCCAAAAAAAGGUCUCAUAAGAAAUACUUUUGAAAGGAUGUCAGGAAGUGGAAUAAUACAAAGAAAAGAUCUUUAUCUUAUUUGGGAACAAAAGCACUUCAAUAAGAUAUCACCCUACAAAGAGUUCAUAUUUGAUAUGCUCAUCCAUCUUGAUAUUCUAUCAGAGCAGCGAAGAUAUGAUACUCAUACAGGAAGUCGGUUACCAGUGGAAAACUUCUUUGUUCCCUGUAUGCUCACUCAAAGAAAUGACACAAGAUUCAUGACCAAUGAAUGUACACCAGAGAAAGCCAUCAGUCUAGCUUUUGUUUUCAAAGGGACAAUCAUACCACCAGCCUUACCGAAUCGUCUCAUUAGCGCAUGUCUAAGUAUGUGGACCGUGAAAACAUAUGAAGGAAAACAACUCCUGUUUUCAGGGUUCAUUGGAUUAUCAUUCGAUAAAGUGCAUGACAUUGUUGUAUGUGUUGAAGGCAACAAGAUAUUGCUCUACAUAGUCCAUGAAACCUCCAAUGGACUAAUUGUACCAGAUAUUGCCACUGGUAUCAAGGAAUGUAUGUUUACAACAUUAGAGAGAAUCUCAGAGUUCUAUAAAUCUACAGUCCAUGUCUCCUCUAUCAGCCAUAAACUACCCUUCCACAUUGAAUAUGCAUGCUCCAGGUUAGAAUGCCAUAUAACUGAGGAGGCAGCAUUGACAAUUGAUGAAUGGAUCUGUGAGGAACAUAAGAUUGUACAUACUAAAGAAAAGUGGAAUAUUUGGUAUCAAGAUCAGGCAAAAGAACAAUGUGAAGUGGACUGUCCAGGUUUACAUGAAGGUGCCUUAAAUCAGAUACCGAGUGACAUUGAACUCCAAAGAUUUGCCUCAGCUUGUGAUGAAAACACCAUCCGUGAAUUGGCCAUACAUCUUGGUAUGACGUUCAAAGCAUGGGAAGAACUUCAAAGGAAUAACCCUGAUUAUAUUCAGAUUGUCAAGUACAGAAUUCUGGUCAACUGGAGAGAAAAAUGUUCAGGAAAAUUCAUCAACAUAGCGAAGGCUUUAACAGAAAUGAAACUAACUACACACAUGUUGUGUCAGGUUAAAAGAAUCCGAAAGGGACAAUGCGAUAUUACUGCAGAAUAUAUGGAUUUAAUUCCAACAGAUGAAAUAUUGGAUGAACUAGCACAAGUCAUAGGAGUAGUAUCCUUCCAACUGGGUAUAGAAUUGGGAUUAUCUAUAACAUCAUUAGAUGCAAUUCAAUACAACAAUGGAAGAAAUUUAGUCGCUCAAUGCAAAGAUAUAUUAUUCCAGUGGAGAGAAGAUCAACGAGUGAAGCCAACCAUUGGUGUACUGGUCCAAGCUCUAGUUAAUAUUGAAAGAGGUGCAUCAUGUUUGGGGGAAAUCAUUAAAACAGUAGGCGUGAAGAAAUACAUUCCACACGAAGAAGAUGAGAAGGAAGGAAAGGUUAAGACACUUUUUAAAAGAUUGAAUCCUUUUCAGAAGAGGAAAUAGUACCAGAACUUUUUAUGAGUAUAAUUAUCAAGACUUAAGCUAGGAAUUUUCUUGGCUGUAUGUUCAUUAAAAAAAAGAGGUAACCGUUCUGAUACGCUCCUUGUGUUAGUAAUAAUUGUCUAAACUAAAUAUGGUUAUGCAGACAAUACAAGGCAAAUAUGAAAUUCAACUCAGAGCAGACAAAACACAAGAAAUCGUGUUCUUUUUUUUAAAUACUUUCUUUUCCAAAACCCUUCACAGAGAGCACUUUUUGAAAUUGACCCUCCUGUUAUAAAAAAAAUCAGGGGAAAUUGGCCCUUCCUCUUUGUUCCGGUCUGAUGAUUUUGUGCAAAGUUAUCGUCCUUGGACUUAGAAAAUUUACUUAAAUGAUCAGUUUACCACACAUGUUUUCAUGCUUGAAGAUAUUGACAUGAUAUUUGUUAUGUAGUUUACACUAUGACAAGUUAUUUAAUGAACAAGUUAGCAUUCUGUUACAGUACAAUGAAUGUUAAACCAGUAGGGGACUAUAUAAAUGUAUUGCUAUGCAUUCCUAUUAGAACGCUUGUUUAAAUCUUAUUAUAUAUUGUGAAUGUAUAUUAAAAUUGUAUCUUCCGUAGUAAAAACACUACAUGUCAAAAACUGCAGGUAUUUAAGGUGCAUCUUUAAGACAAGAAUGAUUGGAUAAACGCGUUGAAUCACUAGUUACAAUAUAAGUCAUGUACAUUCCGUUGACAGAAAUGUGAAACAUUCUCAUCAGGAAAGUGUACAUUUCUAAGAUGUUUUUGUUUGUUUUGUUUAUGCUCUUUAAAAACAUGCUAUUACAUCAGUAUUGCGUAUGAGCAAAUUUAGCUGUACAGCAAACUGAAAUGCUAUGCUAUUCAUCACUAUGGUAUGCAAUAUCUAAUACAGAUAGAAACCCAUACCAAUAUCGCAUACUUUGUAUUACAAACCACGUAUCGCAUCGUUUUUGGGAAUAUCAAUAGUUUUAUGAUGUUGAUAUAUAUUGCAUUGUUUAAUUACAGUUUUGAAGAUCUGAUUGGAUAGAAAAAGUCUUCAAUGUUAGAUCACUUUAUUAUUAGCGGUGUGUUAAUGUUAUUCUUGGUUUAGUUAAUAGAUAUCAAUUACUGUUCUAAAGAUUUCAUCUAAUAUCCAAAAUAUUCAAUAUACGAUACUUUUGAUUAUUGUUUAUUAUAAUAUAAAUAGUGUACUGUAUUAUUAAUUUGUACAUAACAACUAAUUUAAUUUGUCAAGAGAAAGACGCAGGGUCAGCUAUAUUUCAAGGGUAGACUUAAAACGGUCGAUAGCAUAAUGAUUUUGCACAGCUAUUUUGAAAAAUAUCUAAGAUCUUAAAACCACAAUACUUUGUCACGAAAUCGUAACUACGACAAUGAACUAUUCUAAUGCAUUUUUAUUGUAUUGACAAUGAUAAUAUAAUAAAAAAAAUGGCCCCCAAAAAGCAUUUCACUGGUUUGCAGACAAUAACCUGUGUAUAAGUGUAUAGAUCGCUAGGAAAUUUAAGCACAAGGAUCAAUAGCUUCAAAGGAAAGGUUAGGAUUGAUUUUGAGAGUCGUGACCCAAACUAUUUAGGAAUAAGGGGCCGAAAAGAGAUCAGAAACUAUAAUUUUCUAGUAACUAGAAAUAACUCGAGUAUAAGUCUAUGGAUUGAUAUUUAUUUAUACCACAAGGUUUAAUACCGUAAUAGAAAGGUUGGGAUUAUUGUCCUAGCUGUUUAGUAAUGAGCGGCCAAAAAACAUUUUUUGUUCUUGUUUCAUGACAAAUACUUGUGUAUGGAUCCCUAUGACAUUUUAUCACAAGGUUCAAUAGCAUACAAAGAAAUCUUGGGAUUGAUGAUGGGGGUCGUAACCCGAAAACUUAAAAACUAGGGGCCGAAAAGUAGUCAGAAACUCGGAUUUUCUAGUAAUCAGUUAUAUGUUUGAUUUAACAAAAAAUCAAUAUGUCAGGGGUAUCAAGCUUGAGUGUAGUGUCCGUAUUUGCCCGAAAUUUUCAGGGUUAGACCUUUUGUAAUUGUAUCAAGCUGCAUUCAGCGGAGCAUUUUAUUUUACCAAGUAAAGUUUAACCAAGUAAUGUAAGUAGCCUAAGAAUAACUGUUUCUAUAACUUUCAUUCUAUUAUUCUAUUCUCAUAUGUCUUGAUCGGUGUGAGUAAAGUAGUUCUCAUCUCUAGAGAAAACUUUGUUUUCGGCAAAUCAUUGGUCGAUGACAUCACAUAUAAAGAACAGAAUUUACUGUAAAUAUUUGAAAUGAUGAAGUUUAUGUAGAUAGCGUCUUAAAUUAUAAGGGAAAAAAAUUCAACCACUUUUAUGUUGUGUGUUAAGAUAUUUAUCACUCUCAACAGUUAAGUAUUUAAAAAAAAAACUCGUUAAGCCUCACGUUUGAAAUUUCUAAAAUUAACUGUCUCGAGCGGAGAAAUGUCGUAACACACUUGAUGCAGUGGGAAAAUCUAUAUUUCUCUUGCAGUGAUAUACAAAUAUUGAGCAAUCUAGGAAGGGUGUAUAUAUUUUAUUUGUUCUAUAUUGUAAAUAAAAGCAUGUUGAAAUGAUUUUAUGUUGUUUGUACACAUAUUUAUCA
Messenger RNA from Mytilus trossulus (common blue mussel), 5524 nucleotides. RefSeq lists its product as uncharacterized. The transcript has 11 exons. The coding region runs from base 1 to 2958 and encodes 985 amino acids. The record is from RefSeq and is a predicted model, not a curated record. Lineage: Eukaryota; Metazoa; Mollusca; Bivalvia; Mytilida; Mytilidae. Gene Ontology annotation, biological process: signal transduction. Gene Ontology annotation, molecular function: protein binding.